AUGAAAUUCAUUUUUUCGGUUUUUCUUCUUGUCACUUUAGUAGUCGAAGGCGCUGUUCCAAGAUCUAAACGACAAUUUGGCGUAGGUUUGUGUUUUUUUUUCAGAUUUUUUCUUGUAUACGUUUUUUUUUGGUAGUUAGUAUUUUAAAAGGUCUAGGAAACCCUUGUAAAAUAAUCUUUAUCUUACUUCAUUUUUCAGUACCUCUCUAUUCCUCAUGUAACGAAUAUCUCCAAUGUUCCGCACCGGCAGUUUGCGCAUCUGGAACUUGUCAAUGUGUUCAAUCCUACCAACCAUCAGGAUCUUCAUGUGUUCCAGUAUCCAAUGCCGCUCCAGUCAAUGGUGUUUAUCAAGUUCCAGCCGGAGGUAAGUAGUUGUUCGCACAUUGUUUUGUUAAUCCGAUUGUUUGCAGUCGCUCCAGCAACAUUCCGAACAGUAUACACAGAAGCAUUGACUGCUUCCGCAGCCGCUCCUGCACCAAGACCAAUUUUUGCACAACCUGUUGUUUAUUAUCCACAAGUAGUUCGAGGACCACAAGUCAUUUGUAGUUUACCUCCAUGUCAAGAAGCACCAACUACUUCCACCACCGAAUUACCAACUCCAGCACCAGAAGUAUCAACAACAACCCAACGGUUUGUAAAAUAUAGCUGAAUGCUGACUGAGAAUGGUGUGAUAAAUAGGGCAAAUCCUGCAUUUUAACAGAGAGGGCAUGAAAAAAACUAACUAGAAAUCUUCUAACAAAAAUAUCCCAAACAACAUGAUUUUCUAUCUAGGUUAUAUGACAGUCCAUCAAUUGCCUACCCUGGAGAAUUCUGUAAUGAGCCGACCAUUUUCUGCGUUGGUGGAAGUUUCUGCUCAAAUGUGAGUUUUUUGGUACGUCCUAUGUUGAAAAUAUUGAAAAAAAAAUUAAGAUUUGUAGCUUUUUCUAAGAUCGAUCUAUUUUCAAAUAAUUCAGAUCAGAUUUAUUAAGGGACUUGGGGAUAAAGCUCUUGAUAAUAGAAAAAAAAAGAUUCAUUUUUUCCUGACAAGAAUUACCAAGAAAACUUUGGGAAAUCUUGCUGUCUGAUUUUUGAGAAAAAUCGGGAUUGUCCAAAACUGUAAAAAGGCGAUUUUUCAGAAUAUUUGCAUUUGCCGACCAGGAGAGGAAGUUGAGAACCAACAAUGUGUGCCAAUUCCACCAACCACUACCUCAACGACCACAGUUGCACCAACGACUACUACAACCUUACCAACGACUACUACAACUUUACCAACUACGACCACGACCUUACCAACCACAACGACCACAACGACCACACUUGCACCUACAACCACCACAACUUUGCCAUCGACCACUACAACCUUACCUACAACAACGACCACUGUAGCAACAACCACCACAACCUUACCUACAACGACGACGACCUUACCCACAACCACGACCACCUUACCUACAACGACGACCACCUUAGCUACAACCACGACGACCUUACCAUCGACCACCACAACCUUACCUACAACCACGACGACCUUACCCACAACGACGACCACCUUACCAUCGACCACCACUACAGUUCCAAGCACGACAACCACAGUAAUCCCAAGCAGAGAUGAUGGGUGAGACAUUUUUCUCAUUAUGAAUUAUAGCAGCAAUUUUUGAAGCUCGAUAUUUUUCAGAAUGACAUAUUUUCAAGAUAUGUUUCUUGUUUUUUGAACUUCUAACUUUCAGAUUUCUUAUGACUCAUCAAAACUAUAUCGAAAAAGUCCAUGAACCAAUAAUAUUUUAUUCAUAACAUUUCUAUUCACAAAAAAGUUCAUUGUUACUUUUUCAUGCAUCCUUAAUCCCACGAACUUUGAUCCCAAGAACCUCUAAUUUUUCAUUUUCAGAUGUAAUCCAACAAACUGCAAUUGCAAUUCAAUUGGAUGUCAAUCAAAUCACAUAGUUCGAAUUAAUUUUGUUGUACCUGGCCAAUCAUGCAAUUCAAAUACCCAAUGUCUUUCUGGAUCUUACUGUAGUAAUAAUGGAGUUUGUAGAUGUUCAAGAAGUUUUGAACAACGUGGAACGAUGUGCAUAAGAAGAAGAAAAUAA
Molecule: messenger RNA, 2065 nt
Organism: Caenorhabditis angaria
Lineage: Eukaryota; Metazoa; Nematoda; Chromadorea; Rhabditida; Rhabditidae
Source: the annotation of a GenBank genome assembly